This is a messenger RNA of Macroventuria anomochaeta, 1331 nucleotides long. Its product is annotated as dihydrodipicolinate synthetase-like protein. Bases 141 to 1115 code for a protein of 324 amino acids. NCBI's taxonomy places the organism in Eukaryota, Fungi, Ascomycota, Dothideomycetes, Pleosporales, Didymellaceae. The record is from RefSeq and is a predicted model, not a curated record. The transcript has a single exon. Gene Ontology annotation, molecular function: 4-hydroxy-tetrahydrodipicolinate synthase activity.
CGGGCUACUUCCGCCGACCAUUUCGCUGAUAUAUUAAUGCUGACCGAGCCCAUAUAUAUCUACUGAUAUUGAUUCUCCUCUUCCUCUACACCAUUGAUCAUCUGUGUCACCUACGUCAAUACCCCUCAUACCCAUCAAUCAUGUCCUCAAACGGCAAUGGCGUCAAGAAGGAGCGCACGCCUCUGCGUGCAGGUGUUUACUCUCCCACCAUGACCUUCUUCGAUCCCGAGACAGAGGAGCUUGAUGUGCCCACAAUCAAGAAACACGCUGUCCGCCUCGCCGAGGCCGGCCUCGUUGGUCUGGUCACCAUGGGAUCCAACGGUGAAGCUGUCCACCUUUCCCGUGCAGAGAAGCAGACUGUCACACGAGCAACCCGCGAAGCUCUGGACGAAGCCGGCUACAAGGACGUUCCUGUCAUUGUCGGUGCCUCAGAACACGGCAUCAAGCUCACCAUCGAACUCGCCAAGGAGGCGGAGGCAGCUGGCGGUGAAUACAUCCUCACUGUUCCCCCUUCUUACUACCGCUACGCCAUCGACGAGGAAGCGAUUGAGGAGUACUUUACUAAGGUCGCUGACGCAUCGCCUCUGCCCAUCAUCAUCUACAACUACCCUGGCGCCGUUUCUGGAAUCGACAUUGACUCCGACCUGCUCAUUAAGCUUGGCAAGCACCCCAACAUCGUCGGCACAAAGUUCACCUGCGGCAGCACAGGAAAGCUGACCCGUGUUGCGUACGCCCUCGAUGCUGUUUCCACCAAGAGCACAGGCAGCGGCUACAUGGCACUUGGCGGUAUUGCAGACUUUACAGCACAGACAGCAGCAUCUGGCGGCUCUGGUAUCAUUGCUGGUGGCGCCAACGUCAUCCCUAAGACAUGCGUCAAGGUCUGGAACCUGUGCGCAGAGGGCAAGCUCGAGGAGGCGUUCGAGCUGCAGAAGAAGCUCAGCAAAGGUGACUGGGUACUCACCAAGGCUGCCAUCCCGGGCACCAAGUCAGCGAUUCAGAGCUACUUUGGCUACGGUGGAUACCCCAGGAGGCCACUGAAGAGGCUGUCCAAGGAGAAGACACAGGCUGUUGCAGACGGCAUCAAGGAGAUCAUAGAAAUCGAGAACAGCCUGUAAGUACGAGGAACCGAGCCUUGAGGGUUGGGUGGCCAAAAACGUUGUCAUGCAUUUACGAAGUUCAUCAUGUAUAUAGUCAUCCAAUAACGAAAGCUACUUCAUGAAACUUGGAGGCUUCGGCUGGUCAGCAAGAGCUAGAGAUUGGAGGUGAUUGUGUUGCACGAAUCCUUGAAUAGAUUGCUGACGUAUGGAUGAUAUGUUCGUACCACAACCUGC